Messenger RNA from Ilex paraguariensis (yerba mate), 2768 nucleotides. The record is from the annotation of a GenBank genome assembly. NCBI's taxonomy places the organism in Eukaryota, Viridiplantae, Streptophyta, Magnoliopsida, Aquifoliales, Aquifoliaceae.
GUGGACAUCUUUUCAUUUCACAGCCUCUCUUUUAUUGUCCUUUCAAGAUGUCCACCAAAUUCAGAGGUGCAAGCACAGUGCUCCCAAUUUGGUCGGAUCUCUUUCUUUCUGCUGAAGCAACAAGAUCAACAACUACCUCUCCGAAGAAUUACAGCUCCCAAACAAAAUGUCUUUAACCAUCGAAUUACACAUCACAACAACAACACAUCUCAACCUCAACCCUCAAACCGCUAUCAGUAAAAGAAGCUACAGCAUCCAAUUUCAGUCCAAAUCUAUAUAUCAUUCAAACCCAUUAACCCCACUUGUUUUGUCUCAUCGCAAAAUGUGUGCUUUACCUUCUUCUUCUUCAAAGGUUUCUUUUACAGUCAAGAGUUCUCUGAUUGAUCCAGAUGGUGGGUCUUUGGUGGAUCUUGUGGUGCCAGAGAGUGAAAGGGCUGCAAAGAUUUCAGAGGCUGAGGCAAUGCCAAAGGUUAAGCUGACCAAGAUUGAUCUUGAGUGGGCUCAUGUGAUUAGUGAAGGUUGGGCCAGUCCUUUGAAGGGGUUCAUGAGAGAGGAUGAGUAUUUGCAGAGUUUGCAUUUCAAUUCCUUAAGAAUGAAAGAUGGGUCUCUGGUGAAUCUGUCACUCCCUAUUGUUUUGUCAGUUGAUGAUGAGGCUAAAGAAAGAAUCGGGGAGUCGAUUGAUGUUGCAUUGAUUGCGCCUAAUGGUGAUUUGGUUGCUAUUCUUCGAAGAACUGAAAUAUACAAGCACAACAAGGAAGAGAGGAUUGCUAGAACAUGGGGGACCACUGCUCCAGGGUUACCUUACGUCGAGGAGGUAAUUACUCCUGCUGGCAAUUGGCUCAUUGGUGGAGAUCUGGAAGUCUUAAAGCCUAUCAAGUAUAAUGAUGGACUUGAUCACUACAGGCUCUCUCCCCACCAACUCCGGAGAGAAUUUGAUCGACGUCAAGCUGAUGCAGUUUUCGCUUUUCAGCUAAGAAAUCCUGUGCAUAAUGGCCAUGCUUUAUUAAUGAAUGAUACACGCAGGAGAUUGUUGGAAUCGGGUUACAAGAAUCCAAUUCUAUUGCUUCAUCCUUUAGGAGGUUUUACUAAGGCUGACGAUGUUCCACUGGAUGUUCGUAUGGAACAACAUAGCAAGGUCCUAGAAGAUGGAAUUCUUGAUCCUGACACUACCAUAGUGGCCAUUUUCCCGUCACCCAUGCAUUAUGCAGGUCCAACUGAAGUGCAAUGGCAUGCAAAGGCAAGGAUAAAUGCGGGCGCUAAUUUUUACAUUGUUGGUCGAGAUCCAGCAGGUAUGGGACAUCCAACAGAGAAAAGGGAUUUAUAUGAUCCUGACCAUGGGAAAAAGGUGCUAAGCAUGGCUCCUGGAUUGGAGAAGUUAAACAUCUUGCCAUUCAGGGUGGCAGCAUAUGACACUAUAGAAAAGAAGAUGGCAUUUUUUGAUCCUUCACGUGCUAAAGAUUUUCUCUUCAUCUCAGGAACCAAGGUGAAAUUAGAUACAUUAAAAAUAAAGGAUAUAUAGAAUGGGGGAUAAAGGGGUAAAAGAGGCACAAAUGGCGAAAUAAACUUUAAACUACCAAUUUGUUUAACAUGUUUGGCAUAAUAGGAGGAGGUUAUUUUAUUUUGAAGAUAGAGAUGAUAUUGUGCUUUUGAGUCAAGUAGUCAGGUCUCCCUUUUUGGCAUGAGCUACUUCUAUGGUGUUAUUUUACUGUUUUUCCAAUGCUGAGGUCAGGUGACAGUUGCAGGGUUGGGUUAUAUCCAGAAAUUAACAUCCAAUGAUCGUAAGUAUUCAGUCAACUCUUCAGUUACAGGGAGUCAAUGUUAUAAAAUGGUUAAAACAGUCACUUCAUGGCAGUGUGAGGCCACUUCUAGAGAAAAAAAUAAAGAAAAAACCAGUGGAGGGAAGGUCCGACUACAGACAUGCAUCUUUGACUGGUUAUGAAGGUUUAGGAUACACUAUCUUGCCUUCCCUUCAGGGUUUGAAGUUUGCCGGUAUGGUACUCUCAAUGUUUUUUUUUUUUUCUUUAGAAUAUUAAAUGAUUUGUGUUUUCUAUUGAAUGAAUUCUUGCUUAGAGGCUGUACUUUUGCAAAUGUUGCCAUAUUCCUGCUUCUUGGUUUGGAAAUGAUUUAAUUGCUUGAAUUCACCAAAUUAUUCUCUCUCUUUUAAGUGAUAUGUGGCCUUGGACCUUUUGACUCUUACCAGAAUUGGUUUUCUGUGAGAAAGAGAGCACUUUGCAUUUUUUGAAAGAAACAUGUAUCGUCAAUGUCAAAGAACUUAUAGUUAGUUAGUCUCAUAAUUUUCUUAUUCAAUUUGGUCGACGUGUAAUACUAUUGCAGAUGCGGACUUUUGCAAGAAAUGGUGAGAACCCUCCUGAUGGUUUUAUGUGUCCUGGGGGAUGGGAAGUUUUGGUCAAAUAUUAUGAAAGCUUGCAGGCUGAAGAAGCUACAGAGAAACCAGCUGUGCUAUCUACUUAACAUUCUGGUAGAGUUGAUAGUAUAUGGAAUCUAGCUGAAGGUGGAAGCUGCAGGAGAAACUAUGAGUUCAUCAUCAUUUGGAAAUUGGGCAUUCCAAAUUGUUGUCUUGUACCUAAGUCGUUUUUUUUCUGUUUCUAGAUUGAACACUAGGCAUGCGAUAUGUUGAUUUAUUGUGAUUUUUUGUCUGAGAAGCUAUCAAACACCAGAUGAAGGAAAGUUUUAUUCUCUUUGCUUAAGAGUGUUCUUUGACUUAUCUUUUAUAUGACUUCAGUAUCGCUUACAUUUGGGCUAACAUG